Molecule: messenger RNA, 4306 nt
Organism: Choloepus didactylus (southern two-toed sloth)
Lineage: Eukaryota; Metazoa; Chordata; Mammalia; Pilosa; Megalonychidae
Gene: UBE2F
Product: ubiquitin conjugating enzyme E2 F (putative)
Exons: 10
Coding region: 134-667 (177 amino acids)
Biological process (GO): protein neddylation
Cellular component (GO): nucleus
Molecular function (GO): NEDD8 transferase activity
Source: RefSeq, a predicted model, not a curated record
CUUCCGGUCCCGCCGCCCCGGAGCCGGUGCGCCGUGAGGGGCCGCGUCUCGCCGCCGCGCCGCGGGGCCGGGCGUGGUGUUGGGCGCCGGGCUCGCCUCGCCUGUCUCGGGGGCCCAGGGUAAAGGAGCAGUAAUGCUAACUCUGGCAAGCAAAUUGAAGCGGGAUGAUGGUCUUAAAGGGUCCCGAACAGCAGCCACAGCUUCAGACUCCACGCGGAGGGUUUCUGUGAGAGACAAGCUCCUGGUGAAAGAGGUUGCAGAACUUGAAGCUAAUUUACCUUGUACAUGUAAAGUGCAUUUUCCUGAGCCAAACAAGCUUCAUUGCUUUCAGCUAACGGUGACCCCAGAUGAGGGUUACUACCAGGGUGGAAAAUUUCAGUUUGAAACUGAAGUUCCUGAUGCGUACAACAUGGUGCCUCCCAAAGUAAAGUGCUUGACCAGAGUCUGGCACCCCAACAUCACAGAGACGGGGGAGAUAUGUCUAAGUUUACUGCGCGAACACUCGAUCGACGGCACCGGCUGGGCUCCCACGCGGACGCUGAAGGAUGUGGUUUGGGGAUUAAACUCUUUAUUUACUGACCUUUUGAAUUUUGAUGAUCCACUGAAUAUUGAAGCUGCAGAACAUCAUUUGCGGGACAAGGAGGUCUUUGUACCUUGGGGACAUUAACCCUUGGCCUGUCACUUGUGCAAACACCAGCCUGGCCUCUGUCAGAUUAACGACCUUCCCCAUUAGCCUGCAUUUCUACCUUGCUGUGUUCCCAGUAAGACAUCUGAUUAAGGAGCCUAUUUACCUGGGAAUAAAACACAGAACUAUUGGGAAGUAAAGAGCAAAUUCAAGAAAACCAAAGUUGAUGUGUGUGGUUCUUGAAUGUCCCCAGGCUUGAGUGGCCUGGGCGCCAGGGCAUCUGCAGUGCUGACUGUGGUAAAGGAGGCAGGAAGGGCCUCCAGGGGGCAGGCGUUGCCUGGGUGAGGGGGUCUGAAGAGGACUCUUCAGUCGGGCCCCUCAUGCUGAGUGCAGCCAGCAGCAUCACAGCAUCUCGAGUCUGGGGGUGGCGGGGCCUGGCCUGGUCUAAGCACGUCAGCCAAAGCGUAGAGCACGGUGUAGUCGGGGAGCCCAGAGCCACACUGUGAGAUGGGCUUGUACAGGCUCCGAAAGUGUAGCGCUCUAAGAGCCAUCCGCUGGGGUCUAGCCGUCCUAACCUCAAGAGGAAUUGCUUCUUUUUAUUUAAGACCUGCUGUGUGCUGGAUACCGUGUGGGCUUUACAUGGGCGUGUCUGACCUCAGCAAGCCCAGGAGCAGAAGCCUGGGAGCUCAGGGAACUGCCACUGGGGAGGGGUUCUGCCUGGGUGCGGGCUCCUGUCAGAAGUGGGCAGAGAGCCCCCCGGCCUGUGCACAGGUGCAGACCCCGAGAACAAGUGCUGGUGCAGCAGUGACAGCGAGUCACACAGCAUGGCUGGGGCUUGGCGGGUGGCUCUGGGUGGGCAGAGGAGGCUGGCUGGGGGCUGGCGUCCUGCUGAGGCGUCGGCUCUGUGCCCAAAGGCCGGGAGGCUGGAGGUCCUUAGGAGGAGCACCUGCACGUGAGGUGGCUCGAGCAGUGGGCAGCGCCCUCACUGUGCCCUCAGCUGUCAGACCCACUCUCCGUGCUGCUCCAGAGGGGGCCUGUGUGCCCGCCCAGCCCCCUGCCAUCUCGUCUCGUGUCCCCUCACUGACUGCUUCACUUGGACCGUGCCUUACAGGAGUGUCACCUGCAGCACCGCCCCUGCCCCUGGCUGCUUCCCCCCUGACCUAAGGCUGUUCACCCACGAGGCAAGGCCCGGCUCAGGGUGCACACACCUGCUUUCCUGCUGUCCUCACGGGGCCUGGUGGCCUUUGGUGAAGCCGCGGGUUCUGUGCUCUGCCGAGGAGCUCCCGACAGGCGCGUUCUCCAGCCCUCAGGAGGAGGCCUGCUCAGGCUGCUCCUGGCCCUGCCCGGCGGGCCUGGUGGCUGUGCCUGGGGGUGGCCUCGCCUGCCUGGGGUGGCCCUGGUUCUGAAUCCUGGAGAAUGAGAGCUCUUGUCAGAUAACGACAGGGAAUGUGCUUUCACCCGGGCGGAGAAAGACUUGUGUAAAAUUUUUUCUUUUUACUUUUCUUGGAAAUUUGUUUCUUAAAAUAAGGGACAUUUUGUGAUUUCUAGACUUAAGGCUCAGUAAAAUGGACCCAUCCUCCCCCGUCACACUCCAACCUGACUUCCGCUGCGCCCCAGCUCCCAGCGCCCUCAUGCUGGAUCGUGAGCACAGAAACUGAACCUUCUACGUAGUUUAUCUUGUAGGAUCCUUUCUUCAUUCCACAAGUAGAAUGUGGAGCUAAAUGCCGGAGAGAUCAGGGAACACAGCCCCCCCGUCCCCAUGGCGCAGACUUUCUAGCAGGGUAGGGUAAAUGCGCGUGCGCACACACGUGUUGUGGGGCAAGCGUUGGUGUCAGUUUUUACGUAGGGGAUUGGAGAGGUCCUGUGUGGAGAGUGGACCUAGUGGAUACUGGGAGCCUGUUCUGGAAGGUGAGCACCUGGUGUGCAGGCCCUGAGGCGGGACCACACAUGGGGGUUCAGGGAAGGGGGCGGGGGGGCAGCAGUGACGCGGUGGAGCGGCAGCCUGGACGGGCCACACAGGUGCCAGGCUGCAUUGCCAUUGCCUGCGGCAUUAGAAGGUGCCAUAGGAUGCUGGCUCAGGAUACCUCCCUGGGGGGUCCUGUGAUGUCCCUCUUGGCUGAGAAGCGGGGCCACUGAGGAGUCAGCCUAGCCUGUUGCCCAGCCAGUGGUGGCAGAGCCCAGGAGCUGAGCCCAGGCAGGUGGCUGCAGAGCCGCCGGCUCACGCCAGAGUGUCCUCCGGAGCCCUGGACCCGGGCUUCAUCCUGGCAGAGCUGCUCAGGGCAGGAGGCGUGUGGCAGGCAGCCUCUUCUCUCCCGAGGGCAGAAGGCAGGGCCCGGCUGCUGUUUGUAGCAUCUGAAUUUCACAUCCUGUGCACUUUGCUGCUUUGGUGGCCCUUUGUGAGCUGAUGGGAUUUUCUGGCUCCUGGGCACCAAGGAAACGAUCUCAUCAAGUUUUUGCUGGAGGCAAGUUGGGGUUUCUCCACACCCCUUUUUGUUGCCAAGGGCAAAGGGCCAGCGUCAGAGCCUGUGAGUGGGUCUUAAGUGAGUGGAGGGAUUUGCAGUCAGCCGGCAGCCCACCACUUUGUCACCCCAAGACUGUGAACAAGUAGCUGAACCACUCCCAUGGCUUCGAACCUGGGGACCCCCAGCCUUGAGAGGGUCGCUGAGCUCCAUGGGUGGGGAGGAAGGCCUGCGUCUGCCUUCAGACUUUCUCCGCCAGAGAGAGGCAGUGCGGGCUUGGGCCCUGUGCGGGAGGGCACCACGUCGGCAUCCUCAGGCUGUGUUCACCGCCACCGGCACGGACUUCAGGCACCUGCUGUGCCCUGUGCCCCACACCAGAUGUGAGGAAUGCACAGAGACGAUGGCAGGCCCCUUUGGCAGGGCUGCACACGCGAGGAGACGGUGUGGCGUGUCCCGCACACAGUGGAGCUGCGUGGCUGGCACCCAUUACCUGAUGGGCUGAGGCAGUGUGGCUGGGGGGCCUCGGAGAAGAGGGGUUAAGAGCAGAUGGUCGGGCCAUGUGGCGCCCCGUCUCUAUGGUGGAGCUCUGGGCUGCUGGUGGGGACCCAGGGUAGGCGCUCUAAGGGCCCGCCAGCCCCAAGGGCUGUGUGUUCAUUCCUGCAAGCCCAGAGGACUUUGUUCCUGACCUCAGGGCGGGUGGUGGCCCAGAUUCGAGAAGCCCGGAUGGUUCCUUUUCUCACAGGAGGCAGUGUCGCCAGGGCACCUUCUGCUGUCCGUGGGAGACGGGAGCUCCACAGCUUCCUCCUGGGCAGCCCUUGCCCUGCUGGGGCUGUGCUGGGGCUGGGGGAGUGGACCCUCGGGACAGGCGGUGAGGCCAGGGAAGCCAUCUGGCAGGGUGGCUCUGGAACCCAGGGUCUCCGGAGAGCAGCAGCAUGUGGGACAUGCUGAGGUGGGGAGAGUCCUGGCCUGACUCGUGAUGUGGCUUUGAUCCCACUUGUCUGGGCCAUGCUCUCCCCUUGCAGAUGAGGGAGACAGUGCGCUGCCCCCGUGCUCCUCCCACCGCACAGACCCUCGCCCAGCAGGCCCCAGGGUUGGGGUGGGGAAGGGGGAGGGGCGCUCAGACCCUGCAGGCUCCCCAGUUAGCCCUUUGCUUUAGUGGGUCUGACGUGUUCCUGAAGUGUCGAUUCCCUCGCUCUAACUCACUCUUCCCUUCUCUCCCCGG